This is a messenger RNA of Trifolium pratense (red clover), 688 nucleotides long. Its product is annotated as outer envelope pore protein 16-2, chloroplastic. Gene Ontology annotation, molecular function: amino acid transmembrane transporter activity. The transcript has 7 exons. The coding region runs from base 129 to 671 and encodes 180 amino acids. NCBI's taxonomy places the organism in Eukaryota, Viridiplantae, Streptophyta, Magnoliopsida, Fabales, Fabaceae. Gene Ontology annotation, cellular component: chloroplast outer membrane. The record is from RefSeq and is a predicted model, not a curated record.
CUCUCUGUUCUGUUUUGGUGCUAGCUAGUAAUUGUUUUGUGCAUGCAGUUGUUAAAUCACACUCAUCAUAGAUCGGAAUUUUACAUAGAAAAUAAAUACUAUAGCAGUAACUACUAAUAAUCAUAAAGAUGAAUAGUAGCAACAGCAACUUGGAGACACGUUCACUUUUGGAUGAACUUAGUACAUUUAACAAAGGGGGUCUCUUCGACUUUGGUCAUCCUCUUGUUAACCGCAUUGCUGAGAGUUUUGUCAAAGCUGCUGGGAUAGGAGCAGUACAAGCUGUGUCCCGUGAAGCCUAUUUCACUGCUAUUGAAGGUACUGGAAUUGAUAAUGCUGGUGGCAUGCCUCCAGAAAUAUCUGCCACCAAGAAAAACCGUUUACAUGGUCUUAGAGGAGAGACCAGCGGUAAAUCUAUUGAGGCCAUGGUAAAAAACACAGGGAAAGAGUCCUUCCAAUGGGGAUUGGCUGCUGGACUAUAUUCAGGGCUCACAUAUGGGAUGAAGGAAGCUCGCGGUACUCAUGACUGGAAAAAUAGUGCAGUUGCUGGAGCAAUCACAGGUGCAACACUUGCACUUACACAAGACGACUCGUCUCAUGAACAGAUUGUGCAAUGUGCUAUUACCGGAGCUGCAAUUUCAACUGCUGCAAAUCUUCUAAGAGGGAUAUUCUAAACCUGUUGAGAUUUAUA